Molecule: messenger RNA, 414 nt
Organism: Prunus persica (peach)
Lineage: Eukaryota; Viridiplantae; Streptophyta; Magnoliopsida; Rosales; Rosaceae
Product: patatin-like protein 1
Exons: 3
Coding region: 1-414 (137 amino acids)
Biological process (GO): lipid metabolic process
Molecular function (GO): glycerophospholipase activity; monoacylglycerol lipase activity
Source: RefSeq, a predicted model, not a curated record
AUGAGACUAACCAAUGUCAUCAUUCCCUCUUAUGACAUCAAGUUUCUCCAACCAGUCAUCUUCUCCACCUUGAAGGCAAAACACGAUCCAUCAAAGGAUGAUGUUCUGCUAGCAGAUGUCUGCAUUGCCACAUCAGCAGCACCAUACUAUUUCCCUCACUAUUUUGAGCAUAAACCAUCCAAUGGAGUCCCAAGAAAAUUUAACCUCAUCGACAGUGCUGUUACAGCCAACAAUCCGACUUUGCUGGCAAUCAUUGAGGCUGCUAGGGAGAUGUCUCAAAAUAAAAAUGUGGCACAUUGCUUGAAGAACAUUGAUAGCAGUAAGCUCCUUGUUCUGUCCCUCGGAACUGGAUCUGCAAGGAGGGAUGAGAAGCUUCAGGUUGCAGAUCAUGAGUCGUGGGGAAUCUUUCAAUGA